CGCCUAUACUCGCACCCAGCCUCACUACCCUUACCUGUGAUACUCGUUCCUCACGCCGUCCACCACUCCUUCCGAUCAACAGCCUCCUCGCCCAGCAUGGCCGACGUCGCCGUCGAGAACCCGGCGAACCAGGUGCCUCCUCACAAGAAGCAGCUCCCGUCGUCCAUACCGAACUUCGAUACCCUCGAGGGCUUUGCAACUGAGGGCGCCGAUGACUACUCCACAUUCAAGAAGCUCCAACGGCAGCUAGAAUACAUCCACCUCCAGGAGGAGUACAUCAAGGAUGAGCAGAGGAGUCUCAAGCGGGAGCUGGUACGAGCACAAGAAGAGAUCAAGCGCAUUCAGAGCGUGCCACUGGUGAUAGGGCAGUUCAUGGAGGCUAUUGACCAGAACACCGGCAUCGUACAGUCGUCGACAGGCUCAAACUAUGUCGUCCGAAUCCUCUCCACGCUCGACCGCGAGCUCCUCAAGCCCUCCUCCUCCGUCGCCCUCCACCGCCACUCAAACGCCCUCGUCGAUAUUCUCCCCCCAGAAGCCGACUCCUCGAUAGCAAUGCUCGGGCAGGACGAGAAGCCUGACGUGACAUAUGCCGACGUGGGUGGCCUGGACAUGCAGAAGCAGGAAAUCCGUGAAGCCGUGGAGCUCCCUCUGACGCACUUCGAUCUUUACCGUCAAAUCGGCAUCGACCCGCCGCGCGGUGUCCUCCUCUACGGCCCCCCAGGGACGGGAAAAACCAUGCUCGUCAAGGCCGUGGCAAACAGCACCACCGCCUCCUUUAUCCGUGUCGUCGGCUCCGAAUUCGUGCAGAAGUAUCUCGGUGAGGGUCCCCGCAUGGUGCGCGACGUAUUCCGGAUGGCGCGCGAGAACUCCCCGUCCAUCAUCUUCAUCGACGAGAUCGACGCCAUUGCCACGAAGCGAUUCGAUGCCCAGACUGGUGCGGACAGGGAAGUCCAGCGUAUCCUGCUCGAGCUGCUCAACCAAAUGGACGGCUUCGACCAGACGUCCAACGUCAAGGUCAUCAUGGCGACCAACCGCGCUGACACGCUCGAUCCCGCGCUACUCCGUCCCGGGCGAUUGGACCGCAAGAUCGAGUUCCCCAACCUCCGCGACCGCCGCGAGCGCCGCCUCAUCUUCUCCACCAUCGCUAGCAAGAUGAGUCUGAGCCCCGAAGUCGACCUGGACAGCCUAAUCGUGCGGAACGACCCGCUCUCCGGAGCCAUCAUCGCGGCUAUCAUGCAGGAAGCCGGGCUACGGGCCGUCAGGAAGAACAGGUACAACAUCAUCCAGAGCGAUCUGGAGGACGCGUAUGCUUCGCAAGUCAAGGGUGCCCAGGAGGCGGACAAGUUCGACUUCUAUAAGUAGAUAGAAGAAAUACAGCGUGUGGGUGAGCGAU
Messenger RNA from Mytilinidion resinicola, 1393 nucleotides. RefSeq names its product 26S protease regulatory subunit 6B. Gene Ontology annotation, biological process: proteasome-mediated ubiquitin-dependent protein catabolic process. The coding region runs from base 97 to 1362 and encodes 421 amino acids. Gene Ontology annotation, molecular function: proteasome-activating activity; ATP hydrolysis activity; ATP binding. The record is from RefSeq and is a predicted model, not a curated record. Gene Ontology annotation, cellular component: proteasome regulatory particle, base subcomplex. Lineage: Eukaryota; Fungi; Ascomycota; Dothideomycetes; Mytilinidiales; Mytilinidiaceae. The transcript is spliced from 4 exons.